GCAGCUCGCAGAGCUCGACCAAUGCCAUGGCACCGCGCGUGUCCCGAAGGGUUGGAGAUCCGGCCCUGCGACGCGGCGAAGGGCAAUGGGCUCUUCACCACAAGGGCUUUGGAGGAGGGCCAACAGCUUUUCGAAGAAGAUCCCGUCUGCGGCAUGGCUCUGCUGAUGUUUGACCAGACCAAUGUGACAUGCCAUUGCCAGCACUGCAUGAAGUACGUCGAAGAAGGCGAAGCAUCGCUGGUGCUUUGUGCCUUGGGGUGCGGAGCUUGGUACUGUUCGGAGGCGUGCAGGGAGGACGCCUUCGUAGCACAUCAUUCUGUGCUGUGUUCCUCCUCGAACCCCCGCUGGGCCGACUACGAGCAACAGGCGCGCGAAUGUUGCAAUGAGUACUACGUCCUGGCCGCCCGGGCGCUGGCUACCUUAACCUCGGAGUUUUCCGUUGAGCAAGAUCUCUGGGCCCAAAGUCCUUGGUCCGGCUACGCUUCGCCCUGCUGGUGGGAGACCAUGAAGAGACCCAUCUACGAGGAUUCCGACUCCGACAGUUCGGGUCCAGCCUUUGACUCAGAGGAUGAGGAGUCCUUGGAUCGUUUCUUCCAAUCCACGGUGCGCAGCCAAACCUCCGAGAUGGGCGACGUGUUGCUGUCGGUCUUGGAGGGAAAGACCUGUGACCUCGCAGAGGCGUUGUUGCGCUCGGGUCCCGAAGCCCUGGGGCGGCUGAUGGGUUUACUGCGGGUGAACGCCAUGGCACUGCACGCCCAGGUGGCCAGCGGAGAUGGAGAUGCUGAAGAUGUAGCCAAAGGCAUGGCAAUAUACAGUGUCACUUCCGCCAUGAACCACGACCCUGCAGCCAACUGCUUUGUUUCCAGCGACCCGGCCUAUCCGCAGCGGUGUUUGGUGCGAACCCUCCGGCCGAUUGAGCCCGAGGAGGAGCUAUGCAUUGAUUACCUGCAGGGAUCGCCCUACAGCCUGGAGCAGAGGACCCAGGUGCUGCUGCAGCAGUAUGGCAUCGUGGCUUGAAGCGGAUUCAGCCUACUUGGUGAGGAACUGGUGAGUUGGAG
Molecule: messenger RNA, 1058 nt
Organism: Cladocopium goreaui
Lineage: Eukaryota; Dinophyceae; Suessiales; Symbiodiniaceae
Source: the annotation of a GenBank genome assembly